AUGAACGGUUCCGCCCCCCUCGCGCCCAGGAACGCGCAUCACCGCUACUCCGCCGACUUCAUGCCCAAUCCCGAACAUCCUCCACGCCUCCCAGCGGACGAAUAUGCUGCCGCUCCCAUGCCAGUAGCAGGAGCACCGAGACCUUUCGUCGGCAUGUCGCGAGACGCACCCGGCUUUGGACAGACGGGACUCCCCAGGAGUCCGCCCAAGAACAAGAAUACCCAGCAUGUCCCCUGCAAGUUCUUCCUGCAAGGCCAGUGUCAGGCUGGGAGGAUGUGCCCCUUCUCCCACGAUGCCGAGUCCUCCACGCGACCAGCUCCGUGCAAAUACUUCGCCAAAGGGGGCUGCAAAUUCGGCCGGAAAUGUGCACUCCUCCACAUCACCCAGGAUGGCACGGUGGUCAACCAGGGGCCACGAUAUGGUGCAGGCCCGGCUUUCGCACAACCUCCACCCCCUCCCCCGACAUUCGGACAACCGCAUCACCCGGGUCUGCUCUCCAUGCAAGCACAAGGUUUGGAUUCGCGGAGAACCCUCGACUCAGCACCGGAGCACGACGGCUACCAACACCCCCCACAAAUUCCAACCGACUAUCCCCAGAUCGACUUUGCUUACACUUCCGCAUCACCCCCGUACGGAUCACCGUUGCACGAAAACUACUUCGCACACUCGCCUCCUGCCAAAGGAUUAUCAGUGCUAGAUGCUCCCCUCCCAAGCUCCUUCGACAGCAACGGCAUCUCCCACGCCGCUCGCAAUGGCCCGUUCGCAGCCUCUGUCCCUUCUCGAUUCGGGUUGGAAUCGCCGCCGGCAUCGUUGCCUCGCAAGUCACAGCUUGGAAACACUGCGCUCCGAGAUCUGCACAGUUCGGCUUUUGGCGACCGCGGGAUGGAUGGGGUGCUCGCUGGCUCCUCGCCUCCGAGUGGAUCCGAUGAGCCACUCACAUUCUCUAAGCGGCCCCUGCACUCAGAGAGACUCUACGCACCAAGGCAUCAGAUCAUAUCCGCAAGCCUCGGGACCAGGCUUCCGGCACAGUCGUUUGAGUACUCCGACGACGAAGACGGCGAUGUUGACAGGGAGGAAGGUCUGCUGCCUGCGAGUUUGCGCGAGCUUAUCCCGGAAAGCAGAACGCGAGCACCUAGGCCUCGCGUGGAAGAUGGUAGCUCACCCGCCGCUUUCUUGGCCGCACAACGGCGCACACUUUCCGGACACGGCACACCACAAGAUAGCAAAGUCGGCAGCCCACACUCCUCCAGCCCGUCCAGAUUCUCGAGCAUAUUCAAUCGAAGCCAGGGAUCCAGAACCGACGAAGGCCACGUGGGCUCCCCGCUGCGCAACACCGGCCUGACCCUCAGCGGCGACCUCAGCCCCACAUUCGGCGGCAGUCCACCGCAACAAUCCAGCAUGAGUGCGCUCACUCAAGAGCUGCGCCGCACCAGGCUGGACGCCGUGCGAUCACAAACCAGCGCCGCUGCAGGUGGCGUCGGCAGAGCAUUAUCAAAUGGCUCCACGCCCCGCGCCAGUCUCGACCGCGCCGUCAGCGGAAACAGCGUGGGGCGCGAACGCAUCGAAGAGGAGCAGGAGCUGUUCGAUAUGGACGAGCUGGGCGGUCCGUCUCGUUCCGCGCCUAGGAAUAUCCCCAAGAACAGUGGCGGUGGGGCAUGGAACGCUGAUCGGCCUUCUGGGCUGUCGUCUGGAAACGGCGGAUCUUCCUUCGGCGCCAUUGGCGCGCACAGGACGGCGAAGUGA
Molecule: messenger RNA, 1743 nt
Organism: Neohortaea acidophila
Lineage: Eukaryota; Fungi; Ascomycota; Dothideomycetes; Mycosphaerellales; Teratosphaeriaceae
Exons: 2
Coding region: 1-1743 (580 amino acids)
Biological process (GO): protein polyubiquitination
Molecular function (GO): ubiquitin protein ligase activity; metal ion binding
Source: RefSeq, a predicted model, not a curated record